AUGCUAACGCGUCACUGUAGGGCAACAGUCUUGCGUUAUAUUCGGUCAUGUUUUCUGUUCACAUACAGCGACUUCAAAGUCAUAAUACUCCCUCAUACCAUAGUUGGUCUGCUUCAAGCAGGAACAGGCGGCCUGCUUACCUCAAAUCCCAAGCCAUCGUUCGCGAAUAUUUGCCAUCACACUCCUUACGUCGUGUUGUGGAAUUGGGUCAACCUACUAUCGUUUAAUAUUGCCAAUCAGCGGACCGAGGAGAGCAUCGCAGAAGACAUGGUCAAUAGAGCCUGGCGACCAAUACCGUCAGGGCUGAUGAACCGAGAAGAAGCCCGGUCAUUCCUCCUUAUACUUAUCCCAGUUGGACUCUGCAUGAGUCUUUUUGUCGGGGGAGUGACGGAGUCGAUGCUCAUGCUAAUCUUGACGUGGAUGUACAAUGACCUCGGAGGCGGAAAUGAUAAUUUUAUCGUCCGCAACGGGUUGAAUGGCGUUGCGUUUGCGGUCUUUACCCACGCAUCCACAGUUAUUGCGGCAAAUGGUGGCAAAUCGAUUCCAAAGGGUGACGAAAUAGUUCUUACUCCCACGGCGUUUAUCUGGCUAGGAAUCAUUGCAAGUAUCGUUUUUACGACGCUUCAAGUUCAGGACCUUCCGGACAUGGCCGGUGAUCGCAAACGCAACAGGAAGACAAUCCCCCUUGUGUUUGGCGAGGAGGCUAUUGGUACUGAUCCACAAAGGCUCUGCUGCGACAUAGGCCUUCAGGAGGCGAGGAACGACAAGAGGCCAAUCCCUGGCAAGGUCUGA
Molecule: messenger RNA, 792 nt
Organism: Annulohypoxylon truncatum
Lineage: Eukaryota; Fungi; Ascomycota; Sordariomycetes; Xylariales; Hypoxylaceae
Product: UbiA prenyltransferase family-domain-containing protein
Exons: 2
Coding region: 1-792 (263 amino acids)
Cellular component (GO): membrane
Molecular function (GO): transferase activity, transferring alkyl or aryl (other than methyl) groups
Source: RefSeq, a predicted model, not a curated record